This is a messenger RNA of Haliotis rufescens (red abalone), 2318 nucleotides long. RefSeq lists its product as uncharacterized. Lineage: Eukaryota; Metazoa; Mollusca; Gastropoda; Lepetellida; Haliotidae. The coding region runs from base 249 to 2216 and encodes 655 amino acids. The record is from RefSeq and is a predicted model, not a curated record. The transcript is spliced from 9 exons.
UUUUCCCGGUUUUCUGAUCCGGCUUUUGUUUUGGUCCCGGUUGGUAAAAUGAUCAUGAAUUUGUUGUCACUGGACUCAAGUCGACUUGAGUAAGUUCAGUGCGGCGAUAAAGCUUGUAGGGGCGCAAUGGGCCAAGCAAAUUUAUAUGUGACAGCUGAUAUACAGCUAAUCUAAGAUCAGCCAGUACAGUUUUGUUAUCAGUAACAAAUGUGACAAACUACAGGUGCCAGUAUAUUCUAUGCUUCAAUAUGGCCAGGUGCAGUGCGUUUACGCUUGUGCUUCUUGUCUUAUUGCACUUAUACGACAGGAGCACUUCAGCGAACAGUCUUGAGGAUAUGGCAGGCAUAACCACUCAACUGCUAAAACUUGUGGAAAAGCUGCAAGUGAAAACCUCAACAAGAUUUAUACCGUUUGUAGAAAUGCAGAAAGACAAAGGAUUGUAUGGGAGUGAUGUCAAACUGAACUUUCAUGGACCCCCUGAUCUCGCCAUGGUCAGGCAAGACAUGAAACUUUUUGACAACAAUAUGUUUGUCACCUCGUGGGUGACCAUGUGUUUGUUAGAGGCUUUUAAAUAUGGCAGAACCCAUGCACCAUCUUCUCAACAGCUACAAAUGGCGCUCUCAGCUAUAAAUGAAUACAGAAAUAAAAACAUUCCCUAUACAAACUCUCUCAUGGUAUUUUGGCCGCAAGUGUAUAAUGACAGUGUGCAAACAUAUCAAAGUACUCCUCGAAACCUGAUCAGUAUGUACAAGCUGAUGGAACAUCUCCCGUUGGGUGGAUUAGAGAAACUGCUGAAAUGGCUUGGACUUGCAAAUCUGGAACAUAUCGUAGAAGACAUAAUGAACAUGGAAGGGGUUUUUCUUAACGCCUUCAGGAUACCCCCAGAUUUUGAUGACACAUUUGUAAACCUUGGUUUGGGAUCUCUUUUAACAGACCUUAAGUCCGUAUUUCCAAAUGAGCAAGCUCAAUGGUCACAUGAUAAUACCAACCUCUCCUCAAUCUUUGAUGCGCUAAAGCACUAUGCUUAUAGGCCAUUUUCCAAUGAGAGUAGAGUGAAUACCAUUGAUCCGAGAACAUAUUUCUAUCUGAGAAAAUUCUUGGAAAAAGCCAGCUCAUCUGGGCAGGAUGUCGCCCUUGUGCCAACUUGGAUACAAGAUAUAGAUGAGACACGAUACAUGUACGCACGUGGUGACGUCAUGCCAUUUAACAUCAACAACGUCGACGUAACUGUGUCAGCGAAUACAAUAUAUGGAAUUACAUCAGCAAUCUUGACUGGACUGCUUCAUCCCCAGAUCCUAGAUGACCAGGAUGUGCAGAAGAUAUAUCUGAACACAACUUCAAUGUUGAUCCAUGAGAUCAACACCAACAUGACAGACAGACGGGAUCUGGCACUCACAUACUAUCCGUCCUUAUUUGAGUUCUACUGGUUCGUAGCACGGACUGUAUGCUUGAUCAACACAAAGACACGCACAGGGCCACUGCCACAUGAGGUUACACCAAGUCUAUCUACAUACUUUGGGAUCAACCCUUUCAUGUUCUCGUUAGUGCUGCUGUACACUGUCGGAGCUCACCUGACUAGCUCCCUCCGUGGGGCCAUGACACAGGCCAUCUUGUUGGCAGGGAAGUCACAGGGAAACACCACCUAUUUUGAUGACUUUCUUGGAGACAGAGACAUGACAAAAGAUAACAAGACUCAAAUCAAUGGUGAGGACCGCAUAUUUACAACGGCAAUGGCAACCAAUGCUCUCAUCCAAACGUGGGCGGUUUUCGACGAGACACAGGGGAAGCUAUUCUGGAUAAAAGAAACACCGACAUCUGUUAGGGAGACUGUGGGGAAAUCUGUUCAAUGGCUGAUCAACAAUGUACUAACAGGACAGUACAAGCCUUGGAACGCCUUCUUCUCGGGGUCAUCGAAAGGUCACGAGAGCAUGCCCUUCUGGUAUCCUGUCAACCGGAUGGAGUACCUGAAUGGCACUAAGAUUCCAAAUGACCAACACUUCCCGUCUUCCCCCUGGAUAGCCGGCUUCAAGGGAGUAGUUUCAGAGGACAGGUACCUGGAAAUGUGUCGCCAAUACCAUUUUGGUCAGAAGACCCCAAUGACUUUUUCCGGCUAUAAUGUUGGAAGUGGGUACUUCCCCUUCUGGACGUCGGAUGCAUAUACCUAUGCGUCGACUACGCUGGCCAUCUCCCAAUACAGCAACAUACAUGUGGAAUAAGUUUCAUCCAGAAAUAUCCAUGUACUUCCCUCUUAAUGUAUUAUGGACAAGUGAAGUGUUGUUAUUUAUAAAAUGUUUCAAUAAAAACAACUUUCCAAACAC